Molecule: messenger RNA, 1839 nt
Organism: Carya illinoinensis
Lineage: Eukaryota; Viridiplantae; Streptophyta; Magnoliopsida; Fagales; Juglandaceae
Product: aspartic proteinase NANA, chloroplast
Exons: 2
Coding region: 249-1706 (485 amino acids)
Source: RefSeq, a predicted model, not a curated record
CCAAAUCCGACGUAAAGGCGCCUCCCUUUCUAGUUCUCUCUCUAUCUUUUGUUUAUCUUUUGUUGUUAGGUCCCCCCCCUCCCCCUUCACAACUCCUUUCCCAAAAUUUACAACCCACUAAAUAUAACACGUUCCCAACUGCAAAAACCACACCAAAUUGCUGCUCCCAAGCCUCAAUUCCCAUUAUUAUUAUUAUUGUCUUCUUCUGUUGCUAAUUCUAGCUGCUGCUGCUGCUGUUUUUCCAGCUUAUGAUGAAGUGGAGAACGGUUUCUCUCCUCUUCAUGAUCUUCUUGCUUUCCAUUUGUAGUUUUCAUGGUUUGGUUUUGGCUCACGACCUUCCUCAAGAGGAACCCGACAUGAUGAGAUUGGAGUUAAUACAUCGGCACAGUCCCCAACUCAUUGGGACAGUGCAUGGGGGGCCAUGGCCUUUUAAAACUCGGCUGGAACGCGUUAAGGAGCUUGUAGAGCGUGACAUCGUACGGCACCGCGUCACCAUCUCCCACAAACGCAGCGGCCAAGGCCGGUUGAGCACGAGGAGAAAGGACUCGGAAACCUCUGCCGAAAUGCCAAUGAGCUCGGGUGCGGAUUAUGGGACGGGUCAGUACUUUGUGCAAGUCAAAGUUGGGAAGCCGGCGCGGGCAUUUCUGCUGAUUGCGGAUGCUGGGAGCGAGUUGACAUGGGUGAACUGUAGAUAUGGUUGUGGGUCGAAGAACUGCAACACCCACAAAGGAAGACUAAGAAACCACCGGCGGGUGUAUCUCGCGGAUCGCUCUUCUUCCUUUGAGACUAUCCCAUGCUUAUCCAAGAUGUGUAAGAUUGAGCUCAUGAAUCUCUUCUCCCUCGCUCGCUGUCCCACCCCAUCCACCCCCUGUGCCUAUGAUUACAGUUACCUUGACGGAUCGGCUGCGCUGGGGUUCUUUGCCAACGACACCAUAACGGUUGGCCUAACAAAUGGUAGGAAGAUGAUGCUAGAGAAUGUGCUAAUUGGGUGUACCGAGUCUACUCGGGGUCAGGGGUUCAAGGGAGCUGAUGGUGUAUUGGGGUUGGGCUAUGGCAAGCACAGUUUUGCCAGAAAAGCAGCUGGAAAAUUUGGUGACAAGUUUUCAUAUUGCCUAGUUGAUCACUUAAGCCCCAAGAACAUCUCAAAUCAGCUCAUUUUUGGUACCAAUAGAAAUAAACAUUCAUUGACGAGGAAUAUCCAACAUACCAAGCUCCUUCUCAAUGCCAUACCGCCAUUCUAUGCUGUAAACAUAUUGGGCAUCUCCAUUGGUGGGGUGAUGUUGAGAAUACCAACGGAAGUUUGGGAUGCAAGUCUUGGUGGUGGAACAAUCCUUGAUUCAGGCUCAAGCCUAACACUUCUAGCAGAGCCAGCUUACAAUCCUGUCAUGACUGCAUUGCAAAUGUCUGUAUCAACAUAUGAAAGAUUGGACCUAAAACCAUUUGAGUAUUGCUUCAAAUCGACAGGAUUCAAUGAGUCAUUGGUGCCAAGAUUAGUAUUUCAUUUCACAGAUGGAGCUCGAUUUGAGCCGCCGGUUAAGAGCUAUAUCAUUGAUGUUGCUCCUGAAUCGAAGUGUCUCGGAUUUGUGUCAGUCAUUUGGCCUUCCACCUCUAUAAUUGGCAAUAUUAUGCAGCAAAACAAUUUGUGGGAAUUUGAUUUGGUGCGAGGUACAGUGGGUUUUGCGCCCUCUAGCUGCACCUGCACCUAGUCCUCUUUAAGUCGAUUUUCUUUUCAUUUUCUCUUCACAUACUUGUCUAUUUUUCUGUAUCUUAAAUUCUUUGCAGUUAUUGUUGUAAUUUCUUGAGCUUCAGCAAGUAUAAUCACUUGGUUCGUUGUUGGGA